AUGGGGGAGUUCGAAAUCGGUGAACAGCCGGAUACGCGGAGCCUGAACGUGGUCUCCACAAUACAGCAGACACGCACUUGUCCGUUCGAUUGGAUGUGUGGUGUUUGGACACGGGAAGUCAGCAUCUCAGUAGUUACUUUCGUUGAGUUCUCGGAAGUCAAGCAAGCGGUGGCAACCAAUCAAGCCAUCGAAUCGAUGUGUUGUGUCGAGACCUCUGCAGCGAAACGCUGUGAACCCGCCAACGUGAUCUGA
Molecule: messenger RNA, 252 nt
Organism: Pseudozyma hubeiensis SY62
Lineage: Eukaryota; Fungi; Basidiomycota; Ustilaginomycetes; Ustilaginales; Ustilaginaceae
Exons: 1
Coding region: 1-252 (83 amino acids)
Source: RefSeq, a predicted model, not a curated record